GACAAUCAGAUGAAAUAUGAUGAGGAUAUUAUUUUUCUGUGCACUGUUUUCGACGAAAGGAAGCAGCAGCUCAGCUGAACUGAGACAACGUCUCUCUCGCCACGGUGAAUUUAUUCCAAGAAGAAAAUAACAACAGCAGCAGCUCCAAGGGCAAGCAGAUUUUUUCAAUGCAUCGCCAUACCGCCAUGUGGUAAUCUUCUCAGCAUUACCCAAAAGUCAGUGAACAACACUUUGAGCGGCUGACCACAUCAACAGUCUUCCACCUGCACCAGCUGCUCACAUGGCCCACCCAUACGAGCCUUGGCUACGGACAGCAACACCUAGUGGCAGCUCAGAAGACAUGAACAUCCCCUCCUGGUGGGACCUCCACAGGGACGUCCAACCAGGGAGCUGGAUAGACCUGCAGACGGGCCAGGGUGUCGGCUUGCCUUCUGUGAGUCCUGGGAGCUCCAUGGGGUUGCAGUCCGCUAUGGGGCCCUACGGGUCUGACCCGCAGCUGUGCACCUUGUCUCCAGCUCAACACGCUCCAGCCUCGCACUCAUCUCACCUCUUCCCCCAGGAUGGCUUUAAGAUGGAGCCACUGGGCCCGGAAAUGAUGCAGCAAGAACCGUUCUCUUUGGAGGAACCACAGGAGAACGCCGUCUCAGCCCGCCCUAAGCCCCAGCGCCGCUCCUCUGCCAGAGGCGCCGGCCAGGCGGUGUGUCGCUGCCCUAACUGCGUCCAUGCUGAACAGAUGGGCCAGAGCACUGACGACAGCAGGAGGAAGCACAUGCACAACUGCCACAUCCCUGGCUGUGGCAAAGCAUACGCCAAGACCUCCCAUCUGAAGGCCCACCUACGAUGGCACAGCGGGGACCGGCCCUUUGUCUGUAACUGGCUGUUCUGCGGAAAGAGAUUCACACGCUCUGAUGAACUGCAGCGCCACCUGCAGACGCACACUGGCGCUAAGAAGUUCAGCUGUGCAUUAUGUCCUAGAGUGUUUAUGCGCAAUGACCACCUGGUCAAGCACAUGCGCACGCACGAGUCCCCGCCAGGACAUGGGGAGGAUAGGGUAAAUGGAGACGGGAGGAUGGAUAAGGGCUUUGAUGCACCUACACCUCCUCAGUCAUCCUCAAACGUGUCUGCGUCAGACACCACAGAGCCUCCGCUGAAGCUGAAAUGCGAGACAGACCCCUCAGUCUCCAGUGUGACAGGGCAGUCCGGCUAAUUUCAUAACUUUCAGAAGAAUUUAGCAGUUUAAGGUUUCCCUCUCUGUCACAGAGGUGCCAUAGAUUUAUGACAGAAUAGAGAAUAGAAAAAAGGUUUGGACAAACUUUUACUGAUGAAAGUUGGAUGGAACAGAAAGUGUUUGAAAGUCUGUGGUCCUGUGAAUUUAUAAAGUGGACUAACUCAGUGAUAAUCCAAACGUUAUAGCACACAUACAAAAAAAAACAGGAACUGUUUUACUGAUUCUACGGAUAAAACUUUCUUCUGUUUACUUCAAGUGAAGGGUGGCUACGGGGGCAACCAAGCUGAAGCUGCAGCUUGUUGCUGGACUUCCAUCGCUGCUAGAGCCACUAAUACCAGUAGAGCAAGAGACUAGGAUGAGAUCAACUGAAGGUGGCUUAUUAACUUGUUUACAAUGAAAUUUUUGUCUCCAACACAGUUUAAUUUACCAGUUUCAAAGGCAGCAUGCUUUUGAACGGAGAAAGGAGAGAGGGAUGUUUUGUUUUUGUUUCAGACUGUCGUUUACUGUGCAAAUUGUGAUAAGACACUGGAGUAUAAUACAGCAUUUUCUCAAUAUACAAAGAUCAG
Micropterus dolomieu (smallmouth bass) is the source of this 1794-nucleotide messenger RNA. Its product is annotated as transcription factor Sp6-like. The record is from RefSeq and is a predicted model, not a curated record. Gene Ontology annotation, biological process: regulation of transcription by RNA polymerase II. The coding region runs from base 281 to 1207 and encodes 308 amino acids. Gene Ontology annotation, molecular function: RNA polymerase II cis-regulatory region sequence-specific DNA binding; DNA-binding transcription factor activity, RNA polymerase II-specific. NCBI's taxonomy places the organism in Eukaryota, Metazoa, Chordata, Actinopteri, Centrarchiformes, Centrarchidae. The transcript has 2 exons.